ACCGCUAUAAAGCACAUCACCUUCUCUUAUCGUACCAGACAAUUUAGCUACUACAUAGUGUCGAUUAAGCAAUACAGUCACCAAUAGUAUGAUGAUUGACAGUGAGAAAGCUUCGGACGAGACCUCUAAAGAAGGCUUUCCGACAGAGGAUGUUCCUCGUCCAAAUGCCGACGACGCACCGGACGUACCUUCUUUUGGACGGCUUCUCACCUUGGCGAAACCCGAAUGGACGAUGCUUGCCGUAGCAUUCAUUUUAAUGGUAGGCGCUGAGGGACUGGGUCUCUACAAUCCGGUGCUUCUUGCCGACGCGUACGACUACUUGAUAAAUCCACUGCUGACGACGUCCGAGCGUAUGACCGAGAUCAAUGGAGUAAUGGCGUUGGUUUUGAUACUACACGGAGCUGGUGUAGUUGGAGGCUUCUUUCGCGUUGCCAUCAUGCAAUCAGCAGGGGAGCGAAUUGUUGCGAGACUUCGUUAUGAUUUAUACUCGUCUAUCUUGAGCCAGGAUAUUGCAUUCUUUGACAAGACCAAGUCUGGCGAGCUGGUUUCUCGUCUGUCCUCAGAUACCACUUUACUGCAGAAAGCGACCAGCCAAGCUGUUCCAGAAGUGUGUGUUGGAUUCGUGAAACUAGUUGCUUCGAUUGCCAUUAUGUUCUGGAUUUCUGCUCCUCUCGCCGGCGUAACACUCGCUUGCGUUUUCCUCAUCUUUGUCGUUGUGAUUCCUUUUGGGAAAUGGAUUGGAGCCUUGUCGAAGAGGUACCAGGACGCCCUGGGAAAGGCACAAACAAGGUCAACGGAAGCUCUCGGUGCCAUGCGAACGGUGCAGUCGUUUGCUGCUGAAGACCGUGAAAGGGCACGCUACAGAGAAGUUAUAGGUGAUCCAAUGCAGUUCCCUUUUUGGUAUCCCACUGAUCAUAAGAAACACGAGACGACGUACAGCGUGGGAUUUUUCAAAUCGAUCGUCAACUCUGGUUUCUAUUCGAUCAUUUUUGGUGUCGGCUUUGGUUGCUUGUACAUUUCUUUGUGGUUUGGGUUCAAGCUUGUCAAUGAUGGAGAUAUUUCCUUGGGCGAUUUGACAGCGUUUCAGUCGUAUGUCUUUCAAAUUGGGGCAUCCCUGGGGCAAACCAGCGCUGCGAUCACCCAGCUAGUCGAAGCCAAAGGUGCUUCUGGUCGAGUAUUCUACUUGCUGGACCGAGUCCCAUCUAUUCCUACUCCUUUGCUUGGGGACGACAAAAACGAUGAAGAAGUACCCCCCACUCCACUCAAACCUGAGUCCAUGAUGGGUGCCGUUGCGUUCAACAAUGUCUCUUUUUCUUAUCCCUCGCGCCCUGAUCUACCAGUGCUUCGCAACUUUUCAUUAUCUAUUCUUCCAAAUACAACCGCUGCAUUGGUUGGGUCUUCUGGCGCUGGAAAAAGUACCGUUGUGGCGUUGAUUCAGCGAUUUUACGAUGUGACGGAUGGAUCCGUCACAAUUGACGGUAAUGAUAUACGCGAUCUGGAUGUGAAAUGGCUGCGUCGCCGUGUGGGAUACGUCCAGCAGGAACCUUCCGUAUUUGGUUUGUCCGUGCGUGAGAAUAUUACGUACGGUGUCGACCGCAUGGUGUCACAAGAAGAAUUGGAGGCGUGUUGUGAAAAGGCCAACGCGCACGACUUUAUUGCGCAGUGGCCAAACGGUUACGAAACUUUGGUGGGCGAACGAGGCAUACAGCUCAGCGGAGGACAGAAACAGCGAUUAGCUAUUGCUCGUUCACUGCUAGUCGAUCCACGAAUUCUUCUGUUGGACGAAGCCACAUCUGCGUUAGACGCGGAGUCGGAGCAUUUAGUUCAAGAAGCAAUUGACAAGGCAGCCGAAGGUCGAACAACAAUAAUUGUAGCACAUCGGCUGUCCACGAUUCGUCGUGCCAGCCAGAUUGUCGUCGUCGAUGACCAUCAAAUUAUUGAUGUCGGGAGCCAUGAUGCACUGUUAGAGCGAUGUCCCAAGUAUCAAGAUUUGAUUAGGCGUCAAUCAGUGUUCAGUACGAAAUAAGAAUUUCUGACAAGAUUCGGUCCUGCAUCAAUCAAACGCGUCAGGCAAAUGGCCUUUUCUUAGAAUCAGCACAAUUUCCCAUUUACAACGACACUAACGGGGGGAGUUGGAAGCGUGCGUCAUGAAUAGGUUUAUUCUUUAAUAGUAUCCAAAACUUGCCGCGUCC
Phaeodactylum tricornutum CCAP 1055/1 is the source of this 2192-nucleotide messenger RNA. RefSeq lists its product with no specific name. Gene Ontology annotation, biological process: transmembrane transport. Gene Ontology annotation, molecular function: ATP hydrolysis activity; ABC-type oligopeptide transporter activity; ATP binding. The transcript has 3 exons. Gene Ontology annotation, cellular component: membrane. The record is from RefSeq and is a predicted model, not a curated record. Bases 89 to 2026 code for a protein of 645 amino acids. NCBI's taxonomy places the organism in Eukaryota, Bacillariophyta, Bacillariophyceae, Surirellales, Neidiaceae.